AUGUCUGACAGGCUCUCGCCGGGUCCUAAUGGAUUGCAGAUGGGACAGAAGAACUCCCGGAUUGAUGAAGGCUAUGACUGCAGUGGUCACAACUUCCAAAACAUUCCGGAUGAACUCCCCAGUUCAACUCAGAUUUUAGAUUUCAGUUUCAACUACCUGCCUUCCAUUUACAACACCACUUUUGGCAGGUUCAAGAGUCUUGUCUCCUUGGAUCUGACCAGAUGCAGAAUUAACUGGAUGUUUGAGGAUGCCUUCCAAAGCCAAAAUGACCUGGAGACACUUAUUUUAAAUGGGAACCAACUACUAUUCCUGGCUUUCAGUGCUUUUGAUGGCCCGCGGGCAUUAAAAUAUCUCAGUUUGGCUCAGACCUCAGUCAGUAAUCUGGAAUUCAUACCCAGCAGAAAUCUAAACUUUUUGGAGACCCUAGAGUUUGGAGACAACAACAUUUUUUCCUUACAGAAUCUCAGAAGCGUCAUAAGGCCAACGAUGAAGAGUGUCAACUUGCAGAUGAAUGAUAUUCAGAAUAUAGCAGCUACAGACAUGUCAUAUCUGAAGUACAACACUGGGAUUGACCUUAGCUUUAAAGGCAAUGGCAUUGUCCACAUUGAACCCGGUGCUUUUGAUUCCUUUAAGCUCAACAGUCUGGACUUCAGUGGCUGCUAUGACAAAGUGAACAUCUCUGGCAUCCUCACAGGACUAAGGGGACUGACAACAAACAUCCUGAAACUAGGAGUAUACGAGGGCACUAAAAAAGUAUACACCACGACUAAGUCCCUCCAAGGUCUGUGCUAUAUUGAUGUGAAGGAAGUGAGCCUCCAGUUACAUCAUUUCCCCGACCUUAACAAUGCAACAUUUAAGUGUUUCAACGGGGUUCAGAGACUUCACCUCACCAGGGCACACCUGUCCUACCUCCCCUCAAACAUCACGAACAUGGGAUCCCUAACCCACAUCUCCCUGGAUGAAAACAGCUUUCAGGAUGUGUGUCACAUCAAUGCUCACAAUUUUCCAUCUCUGUCACACCUGUCCAUGAAGAGGAACAAAAACAAGCUUUGGUUCCAAGAGAGCUGCCUGAAGGGUCUCUCAAAGCUCGAGUUCCUGGAUCUUAGCGAAAGCAACCUGCAGACAGGAUCGCAAUGUUGCAGCAAACAGCUGGAGGGUCUGGGCAAUCUUCGCUACCUCAAACUCAGCCGCAACCCCCACAUGCAGUGGGAGAGUCUUCCAUUUGGGAGGACACCUCAGCUCAAUCUCCUAGACUGCGCCCAUUUAUCGUUCUCUCACAGCUCAGACGAAGGGCCGUUCAGAAACUUGCUGCAGCUCCAGACCCUCAACCUCUCAUGGUCGAAAGUCAACCUCAGCGACGUUGAAUUGCUGCAGGGGCUGCCGAGCCUGCGCCACCUAACUUUGAGUGGUAACUACUUUCAUCUGGGGGUCAUUUCUGACACGGAGACAUUUAAACAUAUACCGCUUCUGGAGACCUUGAUCCUAUCAGAGUGUGGCAUCACAGCUAUGAAAGACAAUGUGUUCCAGGUCCUUACCAAUCUUGUAUAUGUCGACCUCAGUGGUAACAAACUGGUCACUUUCAGAAGCGGCCCUUUCUAUUCUCUAGAACACAUUCAGCUGAACUUCGCUCGAAACGAAAUUGAAAUUGUUGAUGGUGAAAGUUUCAAAGGCUUAGGGACUGGUAGUAAAAUUGACCUGAGAUAUAACCCUUUGGCAUGCAACUGUUCCAACAUUCAGUUCAUCCAGUGGGCACAGGAGAAUGCUGAUAAAAUAAUGCGACCCAAGGCGACCGUUUGCGGAGAUUCCAAGAAAGAGAUCUUGGAUGUACAGUUGCGCUGUGAAGGCUGA
This is a messenger RNA of Megalops cyprinoides (Indo-Pacific tarpon), 1848 nucleotides long. RefSeq names its product CD180 molecule (gene cd180). Lineage: Eukaryota; Metazoa; Chordata; Actinopteri; Elopiformes; Megalopidae. Gene Ontology annotation, molecular function: protein binding. Bases 1 to 1848 code for a protein of 615 amino acids. The transcript is spliced from 4 exons. The record is from RefSeq and is a predicted model, not a curated record.